ACAAGCUUGGUGUGCGUGUGUGUGAGAGAGAGGCAGAGGCAGGGGCACAUGGGCUGCCCAAAAAAUGUGACCUAUCCAGGACGCAGCUGUCAUUUCAAGGCUGGGGGCACUUGCCCGUCACCUACCAGGAGACACGACCACGGAGAGAGAGGGAGCGAGGGAGAGAGAGGGAGCGAGGGAGAGACAGGGAGCGAGGGAGAGACAGGGAGCGAGGGAGAGACAGGGAGCGAGGGAGAGAGAGGGAGCAAGGGAGAGACAGGGAGCGAGGGAGAGACAGGGAGCGAGGGAGAGACAGGGAGCGAGGGAGAGACAGGGAGCUUAACUCCUGACAAGAAAAAAAGAGUAGUGUGGGUGCACUAGAGCCACUCUCCUUGAGUCCAAGUAGAGCCAGUUUGGAUAGUGGUGACAUUGGAGCCUCCAUAGGUCAGAUCUCUCUCUCUCUCCACUCUUCGGUGGGGUGUAAGCAGAGCCCCAGACCCCCUUCAAAGGGCUGUAACGGUGGCAGCUAAGUCUAGAUGAUCCAGGUGGACUUACACCAGGGGCUCCAGUGGACAGGAGGACAGGCAGAGAGAGGACACUUUAAUUUGUUCCAGAUGAAAUAUUUGGCUUCCCAGAUCUUGUUACCUUAACUGGACUUUGCGAGGAUGUGAAAAAAAUGGACUGCAUAUUUUUCUGGGAGGUGACAAGACUCCAGAUCAAAUUGGAAUGCUGAAAGGUACCUCUGACCAGCCAAGGAAUAGAAGUACCAAUGGAUGAUUUCAUGAGGAUUGUUCCAUACACUCAGUAACUGCAACCCAUAUCUAAAAGGCUGUCACUUGUUGAACAUGAAGUGUUCAGAACCAUGAGCACCAACCCAAAGAAAAUGGCGGAAGGCGGCACACACCUCAGUCCUGGUAUCCCCUCCAAACGGGCCAAAGUUUCCCAGGACCAGGUAGUUCCGGAAACAGGGGACCCAGAUCGAACCCCGCCGGUGUUCGUGCGCAAACUCCGCAAGGCUGCAGUGGGGACAGGGUGUGAUAUCCGCCUGAGGGUGUCUGUGAGGGGUCAACCUGCCCCCUCUCUGUUUUGGUACCGUAACAAUGAGCUCCUGGCCCCGCCUGGGGAGAAGGAUGUUGGGGGUCUGUGGAUCAGGGAUUGCAAGGCCAGUGACGCUGGUCUCUAUACCUGCGUGGCCAGCAACUGCCUGGGGGAGGCUCAGAGCAGCGGCCUUCUUGCCGUUAUGGACCUGGGAGAAGACUCUGAAACCACAGAGGAUGAAGCCACGGAGCCCCAGGUACCCAUGGAAACCAAGGAAGGACCUGGCCGGGUGGCACCAGGACAAGGUGAAGGAUGUAGGAUGAUGGACUCCAGCCCCUGA
Salmo salar (Atlantic salmon) is the source of this 1357-nucleotide messenger RNA. The record is from RefSeq and is a predicted model, not a curated record. Lineage: Eukaryota; Metazoa; Chordata; Actinopteri; Salmoniformes; Salmonidae.